This is a messenger RNA of Saprolegnia parasitica CBS 223.65, 528 nucleotides long. RefSeq lists its product as hypothetical. The record is from RefSeq and is a predicted model, not a curated record. The transcript is spliced from 2 exons. Lineage: Eukaryota; Oomycota; Saprolegniomycetes; Saprolegniales; Saprolegniaceae. Bases 1 to 528 code for a protein of 175 amino acids.
AUGCAGGCGCCCAAGCGGCGGGACCAUGCGCCGUACCUGGACGUCAUGACCGUGCAGUCGCGCCGGUACAUAGCGCAGGGCGACUCGGCGUUCGCGGACCACACCAAGCUCCUCGUGGAGCCGAUUCACGUCCCGGACCUCAACCACACAGGCAUCACUCGGGCGGUGGAGGGUGCGCCGACGCUCUUUUACCCAUCGGGCGCCAAGAAUGUGCAUUUUCGCCAAGUCAUUCAGGCGUCUUUGGCGCACGGCAACGAGCUCGAGUCGCCGUUGGGCGGGCGGGCGGCGUCCACAGGCGCGCUGCCGUCGGUCGUGCAGCCGCAACGACCCACGCUGCGCCACGCCAUGUCACUGACCCUGUCGGUGAAAGUGCCCGGCGGCAAUAGCAGCGACCACUUGUACGUGCGCCGAGAUAAGAAGACGGCGCAGCAUUACAAGGCCAAGGACGUCAAGACCCGCGAUAUCCUCGCGACCGUGCGCAUGAACACGACUAAGAUCACCAACCUCGUCAACCCCCACGCCACGUGA